AUGCUCCCCCUGUAUCCCCUGCCGCCACCGCCACAGGUAGCUUUAGCUAUAUUAAUGGACAAGGUAGUAAUAGUUAACAUCUGGUUUCUUUUACCGUUUUGGUUCAUUUACAGUACAUAUUUCUCAGCUGCCAUUUUGAAAUCAUGGAUAGUUAAAAGGAAAUCAUGGAUAGUUAAAAGAACUUGGAUAGUCAAAAGAAAAUCAUGGAUGGUCAAAUGGAAAUCAUGGAUAGUUAAAUGGAAAUCAUGGAUAUUUAAAAGGAAAUCAUGGAUGGUCAAAAGGAAAUCAUGGAUAGUUAAAUGGAAAUCAUGGAUAGUCAAAAGAAAAUCAUGGAUGGUCAAAUGGAAAUCAUGGAUAGUUAAAUGGAAAUCAUGGAUAGUCAAAAGGAAAUCAUGGAUGGUCAAAAGGAAAUCAUGGAUGGUCAAAAGGAAAUCAUGGAUAGUUAAAAGAACUUGGAUUGUCAAAUGGAAAUCAUGGAUAGUUAAAAGGAAAUCAUGGAUAGUUAAAAGAACUUGGAUUGUCAAAUGGAAAUCAUAG
Lottia gigantea (owl limpet) is the source of this 537-nucleotide messenger RNA. RefSeq lists its product as hypothetical. The transcript is spliced from 2 exons. NCBI's taxonomy places the organism in Eukaryota, Metazoa, Mollusca, Gastropoda, Lottiidae. The record is from RefSeq and is a predicted model, not a curated record. Bases 1 to 537 code for a protein of 178 amino acids.